Polyodon spathula (Mississippi paddlefish) is the source of this 1121-nucleotide messenger RNA. RefSeq names its product Fc receptor-like protein 2. The transcript is spliced from 8 exons. The coding region runs from base 1 to 1047 and encodes 348 amino acids. Gene Ontology annotation, molecular function: transmembrane signaling receptor activity. The record is from RefSeq and is a predicted model, not a curated record. Gene Ontology annotation, biological process: cell surface receptor signaling pathway. NCBI's taxonomy places the organism in Eukaryota, Metazoa, Chordata, Actinopteri, Acipenseriformes, Polyodontidae.
AUGGGGAGCACUCAGUCAGACUGUUGCCCACAGAGCUGGUGCAUUGUGGGAAGGAUAUUUGGAUUCAACCAGCCAUCUUUGCUGAGGGAGGUGUGGAGCUGCAUUGAAAUAUUCAGGAAGUCUGCUUCCCUCUCCCUCACUUACUGCAGGAUUAACUCAACACGAGGUGCCCCUCCAGAUCCAGAGGUUGAACGUUUCUGCUCAGGACAGUCUGGAGUGCUGACCACAGUGGCCUGCUUUGGAGACGAUACAGCUGACAAGCCAAAGUCUGCCCUGAUCCGGGAACCUGCAAGAGAGAUAUUUGAAGGAGACACAGUGACCCUGAGCUGUAUAGUUGAGGGGGGCUCUGAUGGCUGGAGAUAUCUCUGGUAUAAAGACAGUCAGUCCAGUACUCCAGUGUACCAGACUGACAGCAGCAGUGGAACUGGAGCCGGAUACACAAUCAGUGCUGCUGCUGUGUCUCACAGUGGAGAGUACUGGUGUCGAGCUGAAAGAGGGAGCAAACCGUUUUACUCACAAUACAGCAAUGCUGUCAGGAUACAAGUAUCACAGCUGUUCUCCAGGGUGACUCUGUCAGCCUCUCCGAGAGCCACAGUGAAGGAGGGAGAGGCUCUUAACCUGACCUGUGAGGCAACAAUGAACAAACCCCCCCGCUCUCAACUCCACUACACCAUUCUGAGAGACGGGGAGCCUGUGAUUAAUAGCACUGGCCCUGCACUGUACAGCAUAGCCAGCACUGAGAAGAGCCACGCUGGGAGCUACACGUGUGCUGUGGAGUCACAGGGAGUGAGGAAGAGCAGCCAGGAGUUACAAAUUGAAGUGCAAAUGUCCUGGCAGAGCGCUGUUGCUAUUGGCUACAGAGUGAGCUUCACUCUGUAUCAUUUCAUUUUGUUCACUCUGCUGCUCCUUCAUUACUGCAGGAUCCAAGGUUUCCUGCGUAUCGCUGGUGGUAGGUCAAGGAUAACCUGGGAUCAGGAUCAGGAGCAGUCAGCAGAGGGGAUUGAGCUCUCCAGCCGUGUGCAGCACACUGGAGUGGAACUGGAAUAGUAUAGCACUGUCCUGCUGAAGACCAGUCUGACUGGAAUAGUAUUGCACUGUCCUGCUAAAGACCAGUCUGACUG